GUGGCGGCUGCCUGAGAGAGGCCGGGAGCGGCGGCGGCCGGGGGAGGGCGCGAGCCCCGCUUAAAGGGCCAGCGAGCUGGCGCGGAAGUUGUGAGGAGUUUAGCGGCUACCGGCCGGUGCUGCCCAGGGAGUCGGCUGGAAGCCCCCCCGCUUUGGACACCGGGGCCGGGGGGCCAGCAGCGGCAUGGAGCAGGCAGCGCCCAAGAGCAAACUGAAGAAGCUGAGUGAAGACAGUUUAACUAAGCAGCCUGAAGAGGUUUUUGAUGUUCUGGAGAAACUUGGAGAAGGGUCUUAUGGCAGUGUGUUUAAAGCAAUACACAAAGAAUCUGGUCAAGUUGUGGCAAUUAAACAGGUCCCUGUGGAAUCAGAUCUUCAGGAAAUCAUUAAGGAAAUCUCUAUAAUGCAGCAGUGUGACAGUCCCUAUGUUGUCAAGUACUAUGGCAGCUAUUUUAAGAACACAGACCUGUGGAUUGUUAUGGAGUACUGUGGGGCUGGCUCUGUUUCAGACAUAAUCAGACUCCGUAACAAAACGCUAACAGAAGACGAAAUUGCAACCAUUCUGAAAUCUACUCUUAAAGGACUUGAAUACUUGCACUUUAUGAGGAAAAUACAUAGAGAUAUAAAGGCUGGAAACAUCCUUCUUAACACUGAGGGACAUGCAAAAUUAGCUGAUUUUGGUGUGGCUGGCCAGUUAACAGAUACCAUGGCAAAACGAAACACUGUUAUAGGAACACCCUUCUGGAUGGCUCCUGAAGUGAUACAAGAGAUUGGCUACAACUGCGUGGCAGACAUCUGGUCCCUUGGUAUCACCUCCAUAGAAAUGGCUGAAGGGAAGCCUCCAUAUGCUGAUAUUCAUCCAAUGAGGGCCAUUUUUAUGAUCCCUACAAACCCUCCUCCCACCUUCCGCAAGCCAGAGCUUUGGUCUGAUGAAUUCACAGAUUUUGUGAAGAAAUGCUUGGUGAAAAACCCUGAGCAGAGAGCUACAGCAACACAGCUGCUGCAGCACACAUUUAUUAAGAAUGCCAAGCCAGUCUCAAUUUUAAGGGACCUGAUCACUGAAGCUAUGGAGAUCAAGGCAAAACGACAUGAGGAACAGCAGAGAGAGCUAGAAGAGGAGGAAGAAAAUUCAGAUGAAGAUGAGCUGGACUCUCACACCAUGGUGAAGACCAGUUCAGAGAGUGCUGGAACCAUGAGGGCCACCAGCACCAUGAGUGAAGGCGCUCAGACAAUGAUUGAGCACAACAGUACAAUGUUAGAGUCUGACUUGGGGACCAUGGUAAUAAACAGUGAUGAUGAUGAAGAGGAAGAUGGGACCAUGAAGAGAAAUGCUACUUCACCACAAGUUCAAAGACCUUCUUUCAUGGACUACUUUGAUAAGCAAGAUUCCAAGAAUAAAAGCCCUGAAAACUGUAAUCAGAACAUGCAUGAGCCUUACCACAUAUCCAAGAACGUUUUCCCUGACAACUGGAAAGUUCCUCAAGAUGGAGACUUUGAUUUCUUGAAGAAUCUGAGUUUAGAAGAGCUACAGAUGAGGUUAAAGGCUUUGGACCCUAUGAUGGAACGAGAAAUUGAGGAGCUUCGCCAGAGGUACACUGCAAAGAGACAACCUAUCCUAGAUGCCAUGGAUGCAAAGAAAAGGAGGCAACAAAAUUUCUGAGCUCCUUUUGCUUUCAGAGUCAAUAUUCUGAGUCAGUGUGGCCACUGGGAACUUUGUGAGUCUGAAGGAAUUCCAUUAGGAGAGUUUUCAAAAACCCAAUCUUUUGACUUUUCCUUCACGAGCAAUGACAAUUGGAGCAGUGCAAGAGAAUACACCCAGUGCUCUGCCAGGGCAGUGACACACAGUACCACCUGGCUGUGUUUUCACAUGUCCAGUGUCACAGAUUCUAUGAUUUAAUCUGUUACUUCCCAAUCUCUUUCAGGUGGGUAGUGGUAACUUGGUGUUGUACAUUAGGAGUUGUGUUUGGGAGCACCUGGAGCCGUUUCUUGAUUGUGCAACACUACAGGGCCUUACGUUGCAAUAUAUUUUCUUCCCACUUAGUGACAUAUUUAUUAUGUAAUCUUUGGUUAUCCUAUUUAUUUUAUGCCUGUUUGGUUUUUUUUGGUUUGUUUUUUUUUAAGAGGAGGUAUUGAGGUCAUACUGUGGAGAGCAGAGGCCAGGUGAGAUAAAGUCGUUCUUGGAGCAUAAUGGAAAGCAGCUCACCACUGUGCUAUCUUUUAAAACUUCAGUUCCAGCAAGCAUCCCAGUUCAGGACAGCACCUGAACAUGCAUCCAGCCCAUUCACACCACUAGGAUUUAAGCAUCAAAU
Messenger RNA from Dryobates pubescens (Downy woodpecker), 2306 nucleotides. RefSeq names its product serine/threonine kinase 3 (gene STK3). The record is from RefSeq and is a predicted model, not a curated record. Gene Ontology annotation, cellular component: cytoplasm. NCBI's taxonomy places the organism in Eukaryota, Metazoa, Chordata, Aves, Piciformes, Picidae. Gene Ontology annotation, biological process: intracellular signal transduction; protein tetramerization; protein phosphorylation. The transcript has 11 exons. Gene Ontology annotation, molecular function: ATP binding; protein serine/threonine kinase activity. The coding region runs from base 185 to 1657 and encodes 490 amino acids.